Messenger RNA from Mesitornis unicolor (brown roatelo), 1003 nucleotides. RefSeq names its product krev interaction trapped protein 1-like. Bases 1 to 993 code for a protein of 330 amino acids. Gene Ontology annotation, cellular component: plasma membrane. The record is from RefSeq and is a predicted model, not a curated record. Gene Ontology annotation, biological process: negative regulation of angiogenesis; regulation of establishment of cell polarity; cell redox homeostasis. The transcript is spliced from 7 exons. NCBI's taxonomy places the organism in Eukaryota, Metazoa, Chordata, Aves, Mesitornithiformes, Mesitornithidae.
AUGGGAAACCCAGAAAACAUUGGAGAUGCAUAUGUUGCUGUGAUUCGUCCAAAAAAUACUGCUAGCCUGAAUUCUCGGGAAUAUCGAGCUAAAUCCUAUGAAAUUUUGUUGCUUGAAGUUCCCAUUGAAGGCCAAAAGAAAAAAAGAAAGAAAGUUUUGCUGGAAACUAAACUACAAGUAGGCACUGAGAUAACCCAGAGCAUCUUGGAUUAUGUAUUGGAAGCCACGAAACCAAUUUCACCAGCCAAUCAGGGUAUUAAAGGAAAGCGCGUAGUGUUAAUGAAGAAGUUCCCUCUUGAUGGAGAGAAGGCAGGCCAGGAGGCAUCUCUUUACAUUGUUCCAACUGUUGUGAAAGAUAAUACGAAAUAUGCAUACAGUCCUGGAUGCCCUGUGUUCUACUGUUUACAAGACAUCAUGAGAGUCUGCAGUGAAUCCAGCACGCAUUUUGCUACCCUUACUGCAAGAAUGUUAAUUGCCUUGGAUAAGUGGUUGGAUGAACGGCACACCCAGUCUCACUCCAUCCCAGCUUUAUUCAGACCAUCUCCUCUUGAGAGAAUUAAAACAAAUGUAAUAAACCCUGCCUAUGCUAUAGAACCUGGUCAAACAGAGAGCUCUUUACACAUGGGUUAUACUGCCCUGGAAAUAAAGAGUAAGAUGCUGGCACUGGAGAAAGCAGAUAUGUGUAUCUAUAAUCCUUUGUUUGGAUCUGACCUUCAGUAUACCAAUAGGGUUGACAAAGUGGUAAUAAAUCCAUACUUUGGCCUUGGAGCCCCAGACUAUUCAAAGAUUCAGAUUCCUAAAAGAGAAAAGUGGCAACGUAGCAUGAGCAGUGUCACAGAGGACAAGGAACACCAGUGGGUAGAUGAUUUCCCUCUUCAUCGCAGUGCUUGCGAAGGCGAUUCUGAUUUACUAAGCCACCUUCUGGAUAAAAAGUUUUCUGUUAAUCAGUUAGACAGUGACCACUGGGCACCUAUCCAUUAUGCAUGCUGGUGAGUUAAAUGAA